Messenger RNA from Nicotiana attenuata, 1280 nucleotides. RefSeq names its product probable 2-oxoglutarate-dependent dioxygenase AOP1.2. Gene Ontology annotation, molecular function: dioxygenase activity. Lineage: Eukaryota; Viridiplantae; Streptophyta; Magnoliopsida; Solanales; Solanaceae. The record is from RefSeq and is a predicted model, not a curated record. The coding region runs from base 188 to 955 and encodes 255 amino acids. The transcript has 3 exons.
UUGAAAUAAGAAAUCAAUAGCACAAAAAAAAACAGUGGAGGUUCCAACAAUAGAUUUAAGCAAUCAAGAACUAAAACCAGGCAAUGCAUUGUGGGAGACCACAAAAACACAAGUUUUUCAAGCAUUGCAAGAGUAUGGUUGCUUUAAAGCAAUAUUUGAUAAUAUCCCAAAAACAACUGAAGAUGCCAUGUUUGAUGUUUCAAAAGAAAUAUUUGAGUUUCCAUUAGAGACCAAACUUAAAAAUGUCUCAAACAAGCCAUUUUAUGGCUACCUAGGACAAUUUCCAAACCUACCAUCGUACGAGAGUCUCUGUGUUCCUGACGUUUUCAUUCCUGGAAGUGUUGAAAAUUUUGCAAAAAUCUUCUGGCCUGAUGCUAAUCCUGACUUUUGCAAUUUGGUUCAUUCUUGCUCAAAGCCACUAGUGAAAGUGGAUGAAAUAGCAAAAAGGAUGAUAUUGGAGAGUCUGGAGCUUCAAACUUAUGUGGAUGAAUUGUUUGGAUCUACUGAUUAUGUUUUUCGAUUGACACGUUACAAAGCAAUUCAAGGUGAAAAUCUUGGGUUAGCUGGCCACACUGAUGGUAACUACUUGACCAUAGUAUCCCAAAAUGGCAUAAAUGGAGUCCAAAUUCUCAAUAAAAAUGAAGAGUGGAUUGAUGUCAAUAUUUCAGAAAAUUCCUGCAUUGUCAUAGUAGGAGAUGCUCUCAUGGCAUAUACAAAUGGUCGACUGCGCUCGCCUUACCAUAGGGUAGCUAUGGUUGGGAACAAAGAUAGGUUCUCUCUUCAACUAUUUUCAGCACCAAAUGUAUUUUACAAAAUAGAGGCCCCAAAAGAACUUGUGGAUGAUGAACACCCUUUACUUUUCAAGCCCUAUGAUCUUCUUGGUUAUGCUCAGUAUAUUGCUAUUAGAGCUAAUCAGGGAGUUCCUAAUGUGCUCAAGUCUUUUUGUGGUGUUUGAUUUAUUACAGUUUAAAAUUUAAGCGUCAGCUUAUGUUUUAUGUUAUGUUGUGCGGAUUCUCCAAAAUAUUAUCGUAUCAGUGUCGAAUUCCCAAAAAGUGUACUUUUGGAAAAUUUGAUACGCACUUGACGAUAUUUUUAAAGAGUCCGAGCAUCAUAGGUUUUAUGUUGGUAUGUUUGUUAUGCAUGAUCUUCAAUCCUCCAGAUCAAUAUAUCUUAAAUAAAGGAGGAUUUUAUGAAGUUUUCCUAAUUGUGUUGUGGCUUGUAACAGAUAGUAGUAUUGUGCUGUAUAAAGGAUUUUAUGGUAUUAUCCUAUUCGUGUUGUG